AUAUAACCUCCCAAAUAAAAAUUAAUUUCAUUUUUAUUCUACAAAUUUUAUGUCAUUUUCACAUUUACUUCGUGUCUUUCAUUUUAUUCACUUUUGAUCUUUUCCUGAUCAUUUCUGAUCUUUUCAUCCAAUUUUCAACAUCUCUCCGGUGAUUUUAACCACCCGAAAUAACAAUAAAAAGAUCAUAUAUAAGCGAAAAACAAAAUUAUGUACCAAAAGUAAUACUCCCUUCUUCUCGAAAUUAACUUCCCGCUUGAAUUUCACAUAUACAAGUAUUAAAAAACUAAAUUUAAUAAAUUGUAAAUUUUAUUGUUUUGACACUGUUUGACAUCAUUUUGACGCAGAGAAUUUGUCAAAUAUGAAAUGAGAAGUUAAUUUAGUAAUUGAGUUAAAAGAAAGCUAGAAGUUAAUCUGGAGAGGAAGGGAGUAAAAUUUACGUGAAAUAUCCUGUUGCAGUAGAAAAAUGGAGUUCGUGCUGCCUCGCUCACCUUCCACAUACCUUCAGCUUUCCUUCAACUCUAAACUCACUCGCUCAUUUUCGUCCGAUUUCACCAAGCCCAUACUAUUUGUUGCUGCAGUGAAGGAGCCGCCGGCUCUUACCAGUGGCAUCUCGACCCGACCCAGAAGAAAAACGGGUCCAGCUACCCGGAACCCUUCGGAGGCUGAAGAGCUGGUCGCCUUACGGAUAAAGAACUUGACGGAGAAAAAGCCUUUAUCUUGCACCCUCAACAAGUACGAGAAAAUGGUUCGUACGGAGCACUGUAUCAUCCUAUUUGAAGAGCUUGGCAAGAGCGGCCAAUGGCUACAAUGCCUCGAGGUAUUCAGAUGGAUGCAAAAGCAGCGGUGGUAUAUAGCUGACA
Cuscuta europaea is the source of this 860-nucleotide messenger RNA. The record is from the annotation of a GenBank genome assembly. NCBI's taxonomy places the organism in Eukaryota, Viridiplantae, Streptophyta, Magnoliopsida, Solanales, Convolvulaceae.